Molecule: messenger RNA, 276 nt
Organism: Cotesia congregata
Lineage: Eukaryota; Metazoa; Arthropoda; Insecta; Hymenoptera; Braconidae
Source: the annotation of a GenBank genome assembly
AUGCCUGACGCUUUAAGUAGUGAAACUAUUUACCUAAAUAUAGUCCAAGUUUAUUUUGAAGAUGAUGCUUUCCAACACUUAAAUAAAUUGAUUCAAUCUAAACGUCAUAACAACACUAACUGGACUUGUUACAGUUGCAAAAAUAAUUUGGAUACUGACGACAGUGUUGAAUGUGACAAAUGUUUAUUUUGGAACCAUUGGGCAUGUGUUGAGUUGACGGAAGCACCACUUAACGAUUGGUUCUGCCCUAAGUGUAAACUUGAAAAUAAUAAUUAA